AUGUCUCCUCCGAUCCCACCAAAGCACUGCGUUCGUUGCCACAUGAUGUACACCACCAACGGGGAAGGGGGCUGCGUAAUUCCGCACAUCUUCGACUACCGUGAUCAGCACGAAUGGGAGAUGGACGGGAUCAAGGGCCGUGUAUACGCAUCCAAGUGUUGCGGCGACGAAGUCCGGGUGUUCGAGCGCGGAGCCGGGAGCGAUUUCGUGCUGGAGGAUGAGGGGCCAUGUUUUCGCGGGUGCCAUACGACCUCGGCCAUCGUGGUGGAGUACAAUUUGGUCAACGUCUUUCCGUGCCAGUUGGAUAGGGAAGAGGAGUGUUUGAAGGAAGUGCUGGAUAUGACCUACCCUCCUGAGUUUUGCGAGGAUUCUGAUUACGACUGGGUGCCUGACGGUGAGACCACUCGCUCCAACAAUCUGACCGAUUGGCGUCGCCUUCGGCGAUGCUGGUCUCGGUUGGCGACCCUGAUCAGGGCCUUUGUUCGUUGUCUAUAUCGCUCUUCCAGAUUAUUUUAA
This is a messenger RNA of Sparassis crispa, 516 nucleotides long. RefSeq lists its product as hypothetical. The transcript has 2 exons. NCBI's taxonomy places the organism in Eukaryota, Fungi, Basidiomycota, Agaricomycetes, Polyporales, Sparassidaceae. The record is from RefSeq and is a predicted model, not a curated record. Bases 1 to 516 code for a protein of 171 amino acids.